Messenger RNA from Aricia agestis (brown argus), 1506 nucleotides. RefSeq lists its product as uncharacterized. NCBI's taxonomy places the organism in Eukaryota, Metazoa, Arthropoda, Insecta, Lepidoptera, Lycaenidae. Bases 37 to 1074 code for a protein of 345 amino acids. The transcript is spliced from 9 exons. The record is from RefSeq and is a predicted model, not a curated record.
UAAAGUUGAUAUGGUGUGAAUGUGAAUAAACUGAAAAUGAGUUCUCAACUGUUGACAAAAUUGGUGUACGAAACGAAGAAAGAGAUUGGUGAUUACAGUGGCGAAAGAUGGUCGCAGAGAAAAGCUCGAGCGCAACAGAGACGACGAUAUGGUGCGAGAGAGAGAAAUAAACGACAAAUCGAAUCGUCGACGGACAGUCGGACGACGGAGAUGGCGUCGCGACGGCCGUACUCGCGCGUCUUCGCCGGUGAGAGCGAAUGGAGCGGGGCGACGGGGGGUCCUCCGGCCGAGGUGGUGCUACGUUUGCACCCCUCCACACCCCCCUCGGUGGGUCAUUCCAACCACUCCAACCUGUCCGUCGCUGAUGCCGAGACGAAGCUAACUAUGUGUCCGCCCCUAGACGUGUUACUCAGACUUCGAUCUACCCCCAAUACGACAAUAAUAUCCAACAUGACCUUACCAUUUGAUGGUAGCGGUGUGGUGGUGAGGGCAGAGGAGGCCCUCAUAGUGUCGUUCGUGCUGCUGCUGUGGGUCGCCGCCAUCGUCCUCUUCUUCAACCGCUGGGGCAAGAUCAGAAUGCUUGAGCCUUAUCAGCCGAAGUUCCAGCAGCAGCACCGGCAGAGCUGUGCCAUCACUGACAACGCUGUGUCUGUAGCGUCCCAUCAUCGUGCAUCUCUUUCCCGCGGCUGCGUCUCGUACGACUGCGGCGUCUCUUUCCCCGCCUACCAGCCGUGUGGGUACCUAUCUCAUCGACCGCGGCAGAACUCCGUGUUCGUAGGCAGCAUGGCGCUGAUACCAGAGAGCCCACCCAGGAGGUCUCGGUCUGCUGCUGAUCUACCAGCUCUGAGCACUCCAUCAGAGCACGGCCCGCAUACCUCCCGCUCCUCCAGGGCUGCGAGCCUUCACAGCGCUGUGGCCCUGGGCGUCUGCCCCUCCCCCCGACAGUCCAGAGCCGCAAGUCUACAUUCAUCCGUGGACACUCCCCCCACCUCAGUCCAGGUCCACGUGAGGGGAUCCAUGACGAACGUCAACAGACCGAAGAGCCCGAGGCGUUUGACUAUCACCAAUGUAUAGCGAUUAAAGCCUUAGAGACUUGAAGGACCAAUUUUAUUUUAAUAUGUAGAGGCGAUGAGAAAAGUAUUGCCAAUUCGGUCAUUGACGCCGCAAAAGAGAUGACACUACUUUAGCGUGUGAGAAAUUGAGACGGACGAUAGAGGUCAAUGCUCGAAUUGUAUUUUGUCGUCGCCUGUAGACGUUUUGAUGUGAAUUCUCAUUUCCAAUAUCAAUUAGUAUUGUUGUACUUAAUGUAGCUAAACUUGUUGAAACUAAAUUCGUCCAUUACCUACUCUUUCAAAUCAGUAGAAAAUCUUUUUUCCUUUCCAUCCAAUAUUUCUUCUUUCUUCUGCCUUUGCUAUACCAAGAUAAUAUAUUUUCUUCUAUAAAUUCUGAAAACAAUAUUUUAUUAUACCCAGAUUUGGAUGCAACAAUGACAAAAGUAUUGAAAUA